UCGGCGUUCUGCAGUCUCUCCUUCGCCGUCUCCCCUUCUUUCGCGGCACUAUGUUUUCUCCUGCUUCCGAGCCUUCUCGCCACCCUCUCACCGCCGUCUUCCCUAUCCCAACUUCUCUCUCACUGCAAAACUUCAUCGCGCUUGCCCUCACAGACCAUCAACAGCACCCCCCUCCUCAACCCGCAUCUUCUGCAAGGCAGUGGAAUACGUUUUUCCGGACCCGAUUCCCGAGCGGAAGCUGAGACGAGUAAGUUUAGGGCUCAUCUAAUCGAGAGGUUGUCGAAGAAGGACAUAUUUGACGAUUCGCUGGAAGAAAUUGUGUGUAUCUGUACCGAGAUAUUGAGCGACUUCCUGCACACCGAGUAUGGUGGCCCCGGGACUCUCAUGGUCGUGCCCUUCAUCGACAUGGCUGACACUAUAAAUGAAAAAGGGCUACCCGGAGGACCUCAGGCCGCACGUGCUGCAGUCUUAUGGGCCCAAGAACAUAUCGAUAAAGACUGGAAAGACUGGACUGGUGAUCCCAACCUUUGAUUAACAUUAAGCUCUUCUUUUCAUAAUUUGGAUCUUCUUCAGUGAUAUAAUCUAGGGUUUUGGCUUUUUGCUGAGCUCUGCUUUGAUUAGAUGAAGUGUGCUGCAUUGUGCAUUGCAAGAUUCUUAUCUGCAAUAUUAAGACGGCGAUUGGUAGCAUUGAUUUAACUUAAAUCUAGCCAAAAAAUUAAAAAAAAAAUCCAACUUUACGUUGAAUUCAAUUUUCUCGUAUUUCAUUUUCUUCUUUGUGUGUUCCAUCAUCUAUAUGACUAAAAUUCAGAUUUAAUAAAUCCA
This is a messenger RNA of Phalaenopsis equestris, 822 nucleotides long. Its product is annotated as protein PLASTID REDOX INSENSITIVE 2. The transcript has 3 exons. The annotation marks the transcript as partial. The record is from RefSeq and is a predicted model, not a curated record. NCBI's taxonomy places the organism in Eukaryota, Viridiplantae, Streptophyta, Magnoliopsida, Asparagales, Orchidaceae. Gene Ontology annotation, biological process: regulation of gene expression.